Sus scrofa (pig) is the source of this 4232-nucleotide messenger RNA. It is a transcript of the gene LNX2, whose product is annotated as ligand of numb-protein X 2. The record is from RefSeq and is a predicted model, not a curated record. Lineage: Eukaryota; Metazoa; Chordata; Mammalia; Artiodactyla; Suidae. Gene Ontology annotation, molecular function: metal ion binding; protein binding; ubiquitin-protein transferase activity.
CCUUUUCUCAUUGGCAGAGGAAAGCCCCCCUUAGUGGACGUGUAUGUAACGCAUGAAGACCCAGAGGCUGCCUCAGCCGAUUCCAGAUGGGAACGACGAGUGAUGAGAUGGUGUCUGUGGACCCGAACUCCUCCUCCUCCUCCUUCAAUCCCCUGUGUUUCGAGUGUGGCCAGCAGCACUGGACGAGAGAAAACCACUUGUACAAUUACCAGGACGAAGUGGACGAUGACCUGGUGUGCCACAUUUGCCUUCAGCCUCUGCUGCAGCCGCUGGAUACCCCCUGUGGACACACGUUCUGCUGCAAGUGCCUCCGGAACUUCCUGCAGGAGAAGGAUUUCUGUCCAUUGGACCGGAAGAGACUUCACUUUAAGUUGUGUAAGAAGUCUAGCAUUCUAGUUCAUAAACUCCUGGACAAAUUAUUGGUUUUAUGUCCGUUUUCUUCAGUGUGCCAAGAUGUAAUGCAGCGCUGUGACCUGGAGGCACAUCUCAAAAACAGAUGCCCUGGAGCGUCUCUCCGGAGAGCUGCCCUGGAGAGGAGGAAGCGCAGCAAAGCGCAGUCGGAGGUCGAGAGUGAGAGCGGAGCUGCGGUCCCCGAGCUUCCAGUGACCCUACCGCCCGACGUGGACGGUGCGGGGCCCGGCCUGGCGCCUGCGGAGCGGACCCCGACGCCCGCGCCCCUUCCGGCCUGGCCCGAGGAGCCAGGCCUGGACAACCCGGCUUUCGAGGAGAGCCCCGCGGCCGACGCCGCACAGCAGCCACUCAGUUUACCAGAAGGCGAAAUCACCACGAUUGAGAUUCACCGCUCUAAUCCUUACAUUCAGCUAGGAAUUAGCAUCGUGGGCGGCAACGAAACGCCGCUGAUUAACAUCGUUAUCCAGGAAGUCUAUCGGGAUGGCAUAAUCGCCAGGGACGGAAGACUCCUGGCCGGGGACCAGAUUCUUCAGGUCAACAACCACGACAUCAGCAGCGUGUCGCACAACUACGCCCGCGCGGUGCUGUCGCAGCCCUGCAGCACGCUGCAGCUCACCGUGCUCCGCGAGAGGCGCUUCGGCGGCCGCGCGCACGGCCAGGCCGAGGGCGGCGCGGCGCGCGAGGAGGUCUUCCAGGUGGUCCUGCACAAGCGGGACUCGGCCGAGCAGCUGGGCAUCAAGCUCGUGCGAAGGACCGACGAGCCGGGCGUCUUCAUCCUCGACCUGCUGGAGGGGGUGGCCGCGCAGGACGGGAGGCUCAGCAGCAACGACCGCGUGCUGGCCAUCAACGGGCACGACCUGAAGCACGGCACGCCCGAGCUGGCCGCCCAGGUCAUCCAGGCCAGUGGAGAGAGGGUGAAUUUAACCAUCGCUCGACCAGGAAAACCCCAGCCUGGAAACUCGGUCCGAGAAGCAGGAGCUCAGAGCAGCAGCCAGCACCACGCGCAGCCGCUGUGUUACAGCAGGCCUGGCUCACACAAGGACCUCUCCCAGUGUGUUACAUGCCAAGAAAAACACAUCACUAUAAAGAAGGAACCACACGAGUCCCUUGGCAUGACCGUCGCGGGGGGCCGAGGAAGUAAGAGUGGGGAGCUGCCCAUCUUUGUGACCAGCGUGCCACCUCAUGGCUGCCUUGCACGUGAUGGCAGAAUCAAGAGAGGUGACAUCUUGCUGAACAUCAACGGCAUUGAUCUGACCAACUUAAGUCACAGCGAGGCCGUCGCUAUGCUGAAAGCCAGCACCGCGUCCCCCACGGUGGCCCUGAAGGCACUGGAGGUGCAGGUUGUGGAGGAGGCCACCCAGGGCCCAGAUGAACAGCCGAGCACUUUCAGCGAGAACGAGUACGAUGCCAGCUGGUCCCCGUCGUGGGUCAUGUGGCUGGGGCUGCCCAGUGCCCUUCACAGCUGCCAUGAUGUCGUCUUGCGAAGAAGCUACCUGGGAAGUUGGGGCUUCAGUAUUGUUGGUGGCUAUGAAGAGAACCACACCAACCAGCCUUUCUUCAUUAAAACCAUCGUCCUGGGCACUCCCGCCUAUUAUGAUGGAAGAUUAAAGUGUGGCGAAAUGAUCGUGGCGGUGAACGGCCUGUCCACGGUGGGCAUGAGCCACUCGGCGCUGGUGCCCAUGCUGAAGGAACAGAGGAACAAAGUCACGCUGACUGUCAUUUGCUGGCCUGGCAGCCUGGUGUAGAUGUGGAAGCUGCUUCUGAGUCCGGCAGCGACCUUUUUCAGGCUGCGGGACACGGACCUGGGGGCUGCUGUUGGCUGGGGACUGCGGCACCGCAGGGCCACGCAGGGCCCAAACCACCAGGCUUCUCUCCUGUUACACCUUAAGGGGGUUCCUCCAGUUCGCCCCGUUGCUUCCUGCUCAGCAGCGGUCUUCCCCUCAUCUUGUGAGACCCCAUUUUCGGAGGUGAGACUCCGCUGUCAGGAUGUGCCCCGUCAGAGUGAAGGCUGCCCGGGCUGGGACCCAGCCAGCCCGCUGCCACGGCUGCGGGUGGCUCUUUGGUGUCAGGAACCGAGUCACAGAGCUCCCCGUGCCCAAGACGAGCCUCAGCGAGACGGCGGCGGGCGCGCUGCCCUGGAGCACGUUUUCCGUUUGGACAAGCCUUGCCCAGUUUUCAUCGGUGCCAACAUUUCAAAACUUCAUCCCGUUUAUAAGGUGAUUUUUCUGGCUUAUUUUAUUUCUACUUUAAUCUCUCAGUGCUCAUAGAUGAAGACGUAAGUCUGAGACCACGAAAGAGAUUUUUUUUUUAAAUACUGUACCAUUAUUAGCAUAGCAGAGACUAAAACAUGGUAUUAUCCAGUGACAAAGGAACUGGGGAGCUAAUUGUAGGUUAGUGCUGGAGAUGGUAAAGCUGCCUUUACUUGAACAGUCCGAAAGCAUUAAAGGUUCAUUUCCAAAGGAAUGUUUUGUGACGUAGGAAAAUUUUAAAGCAGUUUUUGCUAAAAAGAUCAUUUUCUAGAGUUUGUAUUAUACUUAUAUCAGCAAACUCGACUGGGAAUGUAUUUGUGAUUUAAGCAGUUAGAGGAUAAAUAUUAGACCACACCGCUGUUAAACACACACUCAUCCAGACCACAGCGAAGCAGAAGGUAGACCUUUCUUACCUUAUCCUCUUGAAUGUUUUAGAAACCCUUCUUUUUUCCCCAAUAUUUCUUUACUUGUGAACUUGGUUAUUUCAGGAGAAAGUCUUAAAGAUGUCACACCUGAAACCUAUUCCAGAUUUGGCGAAGGGAAAAAAAAUUGUCAGUCCUUGGUCACUAGACUCUCGUGGUUUUUUUGAGGUGAUUUUGAAAACGAGCAGCCUGUUUGAUUUGUCCUUGAUUCAUCGUGGUUGUCGGAAGAACUCGUACAGCAGUGAGUAAAAGCUGAGUCUUGACCUUCCUGGUCCUAUGCACGCUUGGAACGUUUCCUCUAGAGACCUGUUCAGAGUCCGAGCUAAUUUACAAGUGGCCUCUUGAUGGUGUUGAUGAUCCGAGAAUGUAUUUCAAGGUACUAGAGUAUAUAAUGAAGCAUGACCCCUUUAUUUUAAAACUUAGCAGUUGCAUCUGUAACGUGUCACAGAUUAUUCCAGUUAGUUUUUUAAUGAUUUUAAAAAAACAACAACGUAUCUUAACUAAAGAAAUGGCAAUAAUAACUGUUACUGACUCGUUCAGCCUCUUAGCUGCACUGUAUGGUCGACAGUUACCCAAGAUACAGUGGCCUGCCCCGUGCAGUAUAUUACUGUUACGCGAUGAUUGGCUUUGGAAGCAGUUUGUUACUGCAGUGCUUUGUUAUUCUAAUUGACAUGGAACGAGUUUGGUUCCAGCUCCCCAAGUAGAAUUUUGUAACCUACUCUGCUUAUUUUUUAAAACAUUUUGUAAGAAUGCACAUUCUUGGGGAGUGGCCAUCCAUCAGCAAAUAUCCUGGCUGCCACUUUGUUACAAGGAAAAUGCUUACAGCCAACCUGGCAGUGUAAUGAGUGUUUUGAAAGAUAACACUUUUUCAAUAUUUUUAUCAUGGAAAUCUUGAAAUCAGGUUAAGCUAAUUGGGUUUUAUUACAAAAGACUCUAUAGCUUUUGGUCAGAAUGAUACUUGGUGAUGGCAACGUGUUCAUAAUUUGCUGUUACUGUCAAAACAUUUGAAUUCUCUCAUUUUGAGCUUAAGUAGUUCAAUGUUUUGAUGUGUUCUGUGCCUUCAGGUUAAAUUACUUCAGGAUUUUCCAGCUAUGUUUAAAUAAUGGUGUGAGAAUCAUUUAGGAUGGCAAUAAAAUCAUCCUUUCCCCAA